AGCCUACCUCCGUCUGCUGUGAGUCGGUCGGUGGGAGCUAGUUCUGGAGUAAUCUGUCCGUUCUGGGUUCCCUGAUAAGAUCAAAUUUCUAGGCCUGCAAAGCUGAGGAGGACUGGCUGCUGAGCUGCGGCAACCACACCACAGCCCGUGACCACUGACGCCGGGACCACGCCCCGCCCACGACCUGCCUCCCUCUCCCUGGUACUGCUCCUACACUGAGAUCGCAGUUGACCCCUGCGCUGCCUCUCCUCUCCAGGCUUUCUCAGAGGCACCUUCUUCAUUCUCAGGGGAAGACAGCAUGGGAGCAGGUCCAUCCCAACCUGAAUGCAACAUCCACACCAACCCAACUACCGCAGCACCCUGUUCCUGCGGCUACCUCAAAAGAGAAGUUCAGUGGGCCUUAGCCUUUCUUGCUGGGAUUCUACUGGCAUCAGUGUUGAUGAUGAUUGUCUUCCUUAUCAUCAAGUGCUGCAGGAAAUGUCACUCAAGUCCCCAGGCUCUGGAUGAUCACUCAGGUUCUCUGGCCGAGUUUUCAUCCACCCCGGACAAGGCACUUACCUCUGCUGACACGGAUUUCAAAAUCUUGGAGGAAACGAGGGACCACUGCAGCGAAAACCAUCCAGCAAACGCAAACUCGGUCGUCUACGCUCAGAUCCGCGUGACAGGCUCACCCUGAGUUUCCAGGAAGGCUUGGGUCCUGUUCCUCUCGCACCAGCUCCGUCUCCACAUGUCACGUUCCCUUCUUCGGCAUCGGGACCACCGUCUGGGUGGAACUGCAGCUGGGGCUGUUUGGGUGCGGCCUGGCCAUCCCAGCCUGCAGUUCUGUGACCCGGAUCAGCCUUUUGCUUGGCCCGAGAAAAGAUUGCCGGCCUCCCCACUUGGACUGACAGCUCGUGAGCCCCCCGCCGAGGCCAAGCCUGCCUCCCUUCGCCCCUUCCAAAGUGCCCCGCACAGACUCCGUGCACCAAGAGUGUUCUCUCCGGGUCAUGGGUCAGCGUGGGGGGGGGGGCGGCCAAAUGGACAAUCUGGCAAGAAUUAAACCUUAAUUCUUAAAUAAACCUUUAUUCUUAAAUAAAACCAAACCUUCUGCAA
Molecule: messenger RNA, 1092 nt
Organism: Phyllostomus hastatus (greater spear-nosed bat)
Lineage: Eukaryota; Metazoa; Chordata; Mammalia; Chiroptera; Phyllostomidae
Gene: CUNH1orf162
Product: chromosome unknown C1orf162 homolog
Exons: 5
Coding region: 299-676 (125 amino acids)
Source: RefSeq, a predicted model, not a curated record